UUCCCAUCUUCUCGCACAAUUCCAAUAUGUCAGCCAUUGUUUGAAACUAAACUAUCUUUGCAAGAAAUUGUUCGCAGUUUUCGGUCAUUUUUUCGCUUUUUUAAUGUGCAAAGUCUAGCCAAUUCGGUGCGUUAACGAUACAGUGUUAAAAUUACGGUCUCCGUUUUUUCGGUGUGUUUCCGAGAAGUGCAACAGUAGAAAAAAGGCAGCCCGAAGAAAGUAGUGCACAAGUGAGUGGUCACCUUCGUCGCCAUACUCAAGCGAAUCCCGGCGAAAGAGUGAUCUGACCAAUCUAGUUGAGUGGAAAAGUGUGCAAAUUGUGAAAAAAAAAUCGCAGCGAAGAGUGUCUGGAUUAUGAUCGUAUGGUCGUGAUACAAGAUUCAUUCAACAACAGCGACAACGAAAAUAUUCGUAAACACACUUACACACUCAUCGGCAGAUAACUGCAGCAUAUUGGCAGAGGAAUCGACGCGCUCUGGAUUGAUCCGGUUUGCUUCCUAAAACCACAAUUAAGCUUAAUUAACGCCACACAUAACACCAACAAAGAACCGCCCUCGGUUUAAGUCGGUUGUUUUCGUUUACUAUAGAGGAUCCUAAGGAUACAGUUUUUAUGAAUCAUUUCCCAUUAAGUUAGGUUAUGGCAAACUUGAAUUUCCAACAGCCUCCGAGAAGUAUACCAAGUAGUGCAUCGUUGAGUGGGAGAGGAGGUACUGCGGGUGGCUUCGGUAGCUCAUUAUCGGGCCAUGUCACACCAACGUCUGGUAUGUUUCCAACUGCAGCAACGGGAGCAGGAAGCUUCGGAACGAGUCAACCACCUCAUUCGCAACAGCAGCAGCAACAGCAACCGGGCCAGCAGGGGCAGCAAUCGGCGGGUCAAGGCGGCCAGAAUCAACCCCCGCAGCUGUCACCGAGUACCGCUAGUGCGAGAAACGGAGGAAACGGUGGCGGAGCGUCGAGUGGUGGUUCCAGCAGUGGUGGAAGCGUGGUUGGUGGAAGCAGUGCGAACCCAGCGACCUCUAGUGCUAGUACCAACGGUUCCCAGCAGCAGCUUUCUUCCUCGAACUCGUCGACGUCUAGUGGGGCGAACGCGAGGAAUAGUUUGUUCGGUGGACAGCGGGGUUUCGCGGAUCGAAGGCCAAUGCCGGGACUCAGUGGAGCGACAAUGUCUAAUAUGGUCUCGUUCAUGCAACCACGAGGAUAUGGAUCUCAGAGCGGGAAUAGCAUCAACAAUUUCCAUAGCGUGUUCGACAACGGCACGGCGGAGACGGGAACGCCUCCCCUGUUGGACCUGUCCGAGUUCCCAUCGCUCACGAACGCCCGGGGUGGCCAGAGUGAUCAGUCGUUACCCCAGUCGAACGCGCUGCAGCCUCCCGGGAGCAAACCGUACGGUAAGUUCGGGAUGGUAAAACAACCGACGUCCGAGCAAACGGAGUUUACGAUGUCGAGUGAAGACUUCCCUGCGCUGCCCGGUACGCAGAACGUGGAAAGUGGCCAGCUGGCGGCGAGUCAGGGUCUACAGGGCGUCCAUCAUCACCAUCAUCAUUCAGAUCAUCAUGGUGCCGAUAGUCUAGGUAAGACGGGUGGUCCGAUCGGCGGUGCUGUCGGCAUGGGAAUGGACUUGCAAAACGAUUCUGGCAAUUCCAACGUGAACAUGGAUAAGGGAGCUAUGAAACGAGGCGUACAAACAUCACCCAAUGGAAUGGUAACGAAUAUUCCUGCUAGUAUGGUCAAUAACCAAUUCGGUAUGGUUGGUCUCUUAACGUUCAUCCGCGCCGCCGAAUCCGAUCCAAACCUGGUAACGUUAGCAAUGGGCCAGGACCUAACGGCACUUGGACUGAAUCUGACUUCGGUCGAAAACCUGUAUCCUAGUUUCGGCGGCCCCUUUGCUGAUUCCCCGGCGAGACCCCAAGAUAUCGACUACAACGUACCACCAGAGUAUUUGAUCAACAUGUCAAUAAGGGAUAAGCUGUCGAAGCUCACGUUGCAAAAAUAUAAGGAUGAUCUAUUGUUUUAUUUAUUUUACACGAAUGUUGGUGAUGUGAUGCAGUUAGCAGCCGCAGCAGAACUACAUAGUAGAGAUUGGCGAUACCAUACGGAGGAAAAAGUGUGGAUUACGCGUGUGCCGGGCAUGACACCGUACGAAAAGAAUGGCACAACCGAACGUGGCACGUAUUACUACUUCGAUGCGCAAAAUUGGCGACGAGUGCCAAAAGAAUUUCAAGUGGAUACAGUGAAGUUAGAUAAAUGUCCAAAUCUAAGUGCUUACGUUACGAUGAGUGGACAGCCUGUAUAAUAUUUAUUAAUUUGUAAUUAAAAGAAAAAAUACGGAAAACAAAAAGCAGAUGAAAAGAAAAAUUAAAAAUUUUCUGAUUCAGUAA
Molecule: messenger RNA, 2378 nt
Organism: Wyeomyia smithii (pitcher-plant mosquito)
Lineage: Eukaryota; Metazoa; Arthropoda; Insecta; Diptera; Culicidae
Gene: Rga
Product: regulator of gene activity
Exons: 8
Coding region: 638-2293 (551 amino acids)
Biological process (GO): regulation of stem cell population maintenance; regulation of DNA-templated transcription; nuclear-transcribed mRNA poly(A) tail shortening
Cellular component (GO): P-body; CCR4-NOT core complex
Source: RefSeq, a predicted model, not a curated record